Messenger RNA from Coregonus sp. 'balchen', 4429 nucleotides. The record is from the annotation of a GenBank genome assembly. Lineage: Eukaryota; Metazoa; Chordata; Actinopteri; Salmoniformes; Salmonidae.
GAGAGAGAGAGAGAGAGAGAGUAUCACAGAGAGUGUUCAACCUGUCUUAGGGUCUGCAAAAACAGAUGUUCUCACCAUGGUUCUGCAGGCGGUAUUGGACUGUUUCGAUGUGAAGGGCUGGCUGGUGUUUAUCUUCGUGUUUCUCUUGGUGGUGGACAUUGUCAGAAACAGAACUCCACCUAACUUCCCCCCUGGACCCUGGUCUGUACCUUUCCUGGGAAAUGUCUUCACAGGGCUCGACUUCAAGACCAUUGACAAGGUCAGAUAAACACUCAUAUAAUCAUUGCUAAUGUUAAUCAGUAAUAUUUUAUUACUAAUGACUUCUGUUACUAUUACUAUUUCUUUACUAGUUCAGUGAAAUCCUUGACACAGAUUUGACUUGCAUGUGGCGUGUUUUAUACAGGUCACCAUUGAAAAAUAAACUGUGGUCUCAAUUGGGAUUCUCUAAAUAAAGGUUAAAUAUUUUAUAAAAAUGUAAUAAAUGUGUCACCACCAUUCCUUCCUUCCCUGCAGAUGGCUGAGGACUAUGGUCCAGUGUUCAGCCUGCGUCGAGGCAGUGACAGGGUAGUGUUUAUCUCAGGGUAUAAGAUGGUGAAGGAAGCUUUGGUCAACCAACUGGACAGUUUCUUUGACCGGCCCAUCAUCCCUCUGUUUCAUGUCACCUUCAAAGGCCUUGGUGAGUCCGUGGCUAGGGCCCAAAUGGCACUCUAUGCCCUAUAUAGUGCACCACUUCUGACCAGGCCGGGCUCCAGUGAGAAAUAAUGUGGGCACUAGAAAGCACUCCUGUGUCUUUUUUGGAGAGGGUAAACAUGUUCGAUAUAAAAAUUCUGCAUUAUGUAUAUAUUGUCAAUAAUCUAAAGAAGCUUGUCUACUUCGCUUCCCCUCCUUCAUCUGAAAUAGCUGAAAAAGGAUGCAUACCAGGAAUUAAUGUUCCACCUGCCAAAUGCACCUAUCACUGCAGAUGGGGGAAAGGAGACAAGGAGAGGAAGACCAUUUUAGACUAUUGAGAUCCACCCAAUACCUGAUUCUUAAUCUCUACCUCUCCUCUUGCCUCAGGUAUCGCUCUAAGCAACGGUCACAUGUGGAAGACCCAGAGAAAGUUUGCCCACACCCACCUGCGAUACUUCGGAGAAGGGAAGAAGGGACUGGAGCACUACAUCCAGCUGGAGAGCAACUUCCUGUGUGAGGCCUUCAGAGAAGAGCAGGGUAUAUAUACAGUACUUUUAGGGUUAGGAUUACUGCUUUUUAUUUUAUAGAAAUAACAACACUGCACUGUAGACAUAACCACAAGACAUGUACUGUACACAUUCCUGUCGUAACGUUGUGAGAACACACUUGAUACUUGCACACUCUAUCAAUAUAUAAUGUAAACUGUGUCCCCUAUAGAAUAAGUGUAACCUUCAUGUGCCUUUGGUCCGCUUAUACUUCACUUUCUAAUAAUACAAUAAUAAAGACACAUGCAGGACAACAGUUGACGAGAGAAUCCAGACUGGAAGCUUUGCAUAGCCAGUAUGAUGUCUAUGUUACUGUCAGGAGGAGGGUUCAACCCCCAUUACAUUCUGAACAACGCGGUGGGGAACAUUAUCUCUUUUGUGGUGUUCGGCCAUCGCUUCGAGUACAGCGAUGAAAACUUCCAGAAGCUCCUACGCUUGGACAACGAGGCUGUGAUACUAUCCGGCUCUGCUCGGGCUCAGGUUGGUGUCAAGUUGUUGGCUGGUUACUGGUCUUAACUCCUUCAGAUGAGAUGUUUAACCUAGAGCCUAGCUCUCAGUGGUCAUAGCUCAUGUCCUUGUCCAUCACAAAACUAUUUUGGUGAAUUACCUGAAAAAUCCUAUCCUUUUAUCAUAAAAACUAUUGUGCACAUAUAAACAGGAAAAUCAACAUAACUGUUCUCCUGUAGUCUGAUCUGUGUGUGUAACUGUGUCCCUCCCUGUCCCAGCUGUAUGAUGCCUUCCCACACAUCCUGAAGUACCUGCCUGGUCCCCACCAGACCAUCCACUCCAACUACCACCAGAUCACAGACUUCCUGCAGGCAGAGAUAGAGAAGCACCAGGAGGACUGGGACCCAGAGGACCCCCGGGACUACAUAGACACGUACCUCACAGAGAUUGAGAAGGUAUGGUACCAGAACAGUAGCCAACACUAGGACAAAGGUCAAAAACACACAUCAUGUGAAUGUAGCGAACCACCUCCACCAGACAGACAUUUCAUGUCCAGUCAUGUUUUCUUUUCUUUUGCCACAUUCCAAUCCACCUUCUCCUUUAACGUCCUCAGAGGAAGGAGGACCCUAAAGCUGGCUUUAACACAGACACUCUGGUGGUGUGUACUCUGGACCUGAUCGAGGCUGGCAUGGAGUCCGCUGCCACCACCUUACGCUGGGCCCUGGUCUACAUGAUGAACUACCCAGAGAUACAGGGUGAGUCGACUCUUCUACAGCACCCCUGUGAUUGAUUGAUCGAUUGAUAUAUUGAUUGAUUGAUAUAUUGAUUGGUUGCUCUAUUGAUUGAUUGAUCUAUUGAUUGAUUGAUCCCAUCUCCUUCAUCCCUCCAGAGAAGGUCCAGGCUGAGAUAGACAGAGUGAUAGGACAGUCCCGCCAGCCCAACAUGUCUGACAGACCCAACAUGCCCUUCACUGACGCUGUCAUCCAUGAGACACAGAGGAUAGGAAACGUUUUGCCGCUGGGUUUCCCCAAGAUGGCCAACAAAGACACAAUACUGGGGGGAUAUUUCAUACCCAAGGUAAGAAAAAUUAGAUACAGCAUUAACAACACUCCUGAGUCCCUCCAUGUAUCAAGUGAAUGAUACUUGUUGUCCCUGAACUUUUGUGACAUUCAGCUCUCAAGGCUAGCAGAAUAAAAACAAUAGCUACCAAAAUCCAUGGAUGAUUUGUACAGUUAGUCAUUCAUCUACCAACUUAAUCAGUUGUAGCAGCCAUAUGGUUAUAGGCUAUAGUCCUGCUCUGCACAUUGUUGAGCAGGUGGGCAGUCUGUGAGUUACAGUUUCUCUGUGCUAUUCAGGGGACGGCCAUCAACACCAGCCUGUCUUCGGUGCUGUUUGACAAAGACGAGUGGGAAACUCCAUACACUUUCAACCCAGAGCACUUCUUGGAUUCUGACGGACAGUUCAGAAGGAGAGACGCCUUCCUGCCUUUCUCAGCAGGUGAUCCAACAGACUAUCCAUCCAACAUGUAUUAUUUGUUGCUCAGGUUAUGAUCUCUGUUGGUUGUGUUUUCAUGUUUUCAUUAUAAACUUGUGUGAUGAGUAACCUUGCCUGUGACCGAAAACUUAACAUUAAGAUCCCUUUAUUGGUCAAUUGCACAGAAGGUCCAACUGAAAUUUGACAUACGCUUUUAACCCAACCCGUCUGAAAGACACACGUAUACAGGUUUUUGGAGAGGUGCGGGGGGCUGCCACACUGGGUGCCCAGGGAGCAGUUGUUUUGGGGGGUUAAGUGCAUUGCUCAAGGGCACAAGAGUAGGCAAUAUCAUCUAGGAUUUGAUACCAGCAACUCUCCUUUUGCCAGCUCACUUCCUAACAGAUUUUGUUCAGUUGAACCCUUCGGUUGCUGGCUUGCAUCUUCAACCACUAGGAUAUCUGCCGCCCCUGAGCUUUUAACAAAUGAUCCGGAUUCAAUCCCAGUCAGUCACAUAUCUCCCUCAUGUAAGCGUGUGUGUCUCCUCAGAUUAAAUGUGUGUGUGUCUCUUCAGGUAAGCGUGCGUGUGUGGGGGAGCAUCUGGCUCGUAUGGAGCUGUUCCUGUUCUUCUCCUCCUUGCUUCAGUGUUUCUCCUUGUCUCCAGUCCCUGGAGCCAUGCCCAGUUUGGAGGGGGUCCUGGGGUUCACUCACUCCCCAGCAGAGUUCCUGGUCCGAGCCCUGCCGCGGUGACCACCUCCUCUCACUGACCACUUCCCCUCACUCUGAUCAAAACAUAGAGCACCACAUGGUGUCUACAAACAAUGGCUGGCUGGAAGAAGCAGGAAACAGCUGUUAUUGUUGAGAUUCACUGGACAGAGAGGCAUAGACUACAUGAUAUCCUUACUAAAUCAUAUAUUUUUUGUACUGUGUAUUUUAUUGAGUCAACUACAGGUAACUGCAAUUUACAGAGCACUCAAUAUUGAACUAAAAGCAACUUGCUAAUGCAGAUUUACUAAAAUUACACGUUUUCCAGGUCCAAUUAUAUAUUCUCUCAAUAUACAUACUGAACAUAGUGUUUGUAUUUCUUUUUCCUUCUUUUUACACUUUUGAAUAGACUAUUGAUUUCCCUGUCAUACAACUGUGUACUUUGUAUCCAUUAAAGAUAUGCAAAGGUGAAUGACUUCUGGUUGAUUUGAAAGCAGUGACCUGUGUUUAGUUAUGGUUAGUAGGCAGAGUGGGGUAAGUUGUGCCAAAGGGUUAGUGGAACCACCCCAUGUUUCUAGGAAACCAUACACAAA